CGUUCUGCGCACACCAUUUGUGUUACAUUAGCCCAGAAAUGGGAGUUUAAAACCUUCGAGGCUGCUUUUUAAUCUCCUUAUCUUAUCGCAAUUUGAUAAUUUGUCAUUCAUUUAUUUCAAUGGAUGAAGAUAAAUUGAGCGUUGCAUCGAUUUCUAAUCGCUCUCUUACUGCGUUUUUUUGACCUGUGACCUUGUUUUCAUUAAGUCGCGAGACUCUUUGUUUUAUAGAGUGUGAUUUUCUGAAUUGUAUCACUAACAUAUGAAAUAAUUUUUUCUCAUACAAGUUUUUCGGUUUUCAGUUGUGAGCAAGUUUUGAUUCUAUUUUAUUGGAAUUUUUUGGUUGCAUUGAAAAUCGUCUUUGCAUUAUAAAAAGUUAUACCGAGGAUUUGCUCGAUAAAAAACCGUCUCAACAUGCUACAAAGAAACAUAUUCGCAUUAGAGAUUGAAGAGCGUCAAGUUUAUCAUUAAAGUCAAUGGCUCAAGCUCAUUUUGAUUAUUUCUCGUCUCUUAUACUUGAACCAUGUUAAGCUGAAGUUCGUUCAUCUCCCAAAACAAAAGGCGGCUCGGAAUCACAAAUUAUAAUACACAAAAAUUCAAAUAGUUAUUAAUUAUACCUUUCUGAAAAACAUCGAUCUAACGAAGUUAAACAUGAGUGUAGACUUGAAUUCGUGUUAUGAAGACAAAAACAAUACUCCUCGUUACUUUUACGCCAGAGAAAGGAGUCCAUUAUGGUCCAAUUACCGAACUCUUGGAUCGAUUAGGGCAUCGGAACUUUCUAGAAGAAUUGGGCACAUCGCAACACCCACAGGUUUCACGGAGAGACGACUUCAGAAUAAGAAUCAACAAACCGAAACCCAUCAAGAUCUCGAAACUAACAAAAACGCGAGCAAAAACUUGAAAUGUCUCAACUGCGGUUUGAAAGGACAUACAAUUUUAAAAUGCGAUAAGAUUUCAAGAUUCAAUGACUUGAGUUGCCGAGAACCGUCCAACUAUUUCUCGGAUAGCGAGGAGUCCAAAAAGAUGUUCCGAAGAAGCUUCAGUAGUCGAGGUUCAGCAGACCGAAACUCUUCCGGCUGCUUCAGUAUUCAGAAAGACAUAAGCGUUGAAUCGAAUGACUCAAAGAUUACAAGGUGUCGGCUUUGUGGCCUAAAAGGUCAUUUGAGUUUAAACUGUCAUCGUAACAGCUCUCCCAAUCACAAAAAAUGGAGCAUUCCUUUUCCCUCCCAUUUAUCAUACGUUGAAUCUCCAUUAUUUUUGAAAAAGAAUUUGGAUUCGGCUAGUAUCGAAGAAUCAGAUUACGAUUCUCCGAGUAAAUCAACAACUCAAGGUGCUAAUUUCCUUGGUGCAAGCUUGCCUGCGUCAUCGCUUCUUCAAACUCCGCUUAAAUUCCGACAAGAUUUGAGUCCAAUUUCCGACAACGAAACUCCGUCGACCAUGUCGUUGCCAUCUCGAUUUAAACGACCAAAACCAAAACGCGUUCGCAUUGAUGUGAACGGUGAAUGUGGGGGUUCGGUUCCGUGGCGACCAGCAUUAUCAGGUGCCGAAACGGAUAACGACAGCGGUCUCGGAGUUUGUUCGAGUGAUGCAGAUACGAAUCCGCUAGACAUGUUUAAAAUUCUAGAGAAUUCUAUAAAACAAUACGAGAAAGAGUUCGAAGAGAAACUUCACUUCGAUUUGGAACAUCACAAUGAACCGUCCGAUAUUACGAAUGGUCAAUUGGCAGAUGAACUAAAUCAGACAAAUGGAGAUACAAAGACGGCAACGUCUCAUGACCAGCCAGAGAAAAAGUUGCAUAAACUGAGACUAAAGCUGAUCAAAUCUUGGUUCAAAAAAUCGACCCAAAAUAAAUGAUUCAAUUAAUUAUUUACAUGAAUUACACCAAUUGCAUCAAUGAAUAUGUUUCACGCAUCAAAAAUAAUGGUUUGAGUUAAUAAUAAAUAACAUUUGUUAAUUUAUUAAACCAUUUUAGUCAAGGGAAAUAAACUUUCAAGCUAUGGAAGAUUUGGGUAAUUUAGUUGUUGCGGCUGGUGAUAGUAGUUUAAAGGGCGGGUGCGUCUUCAACCAUUCCCCCUUAUUUGUCGCAAAUGUGACUUUUCUUUCACAAAAAAGUUCAGUCACAAAAACUGCUCUUAAAUUUCAUUACCCUUUAAAUGUUUUUAAGAA
This is a messenger RNA of Symsagittifera roscoffensis, 2163 nucleotides long. RefSeq lists its product as uncharacterized. The record is from RefSeq and is a predicted model, not a curated record. NCBI's taxonomy places the organism in Eukaryota, Metazoa, Xenacoelomorpha, Acoela, Convolutidae. Gene Ontology annotation, molecular function: zinc ion binding; nucleic acid binding. The coding region runs from base 649 to 1851 and encodes 400 amino acids. The transcript is spliced from 2 exons.